AUGCCGUUCGGCCUGUCCAAUAGUCCUUCAAUUUUCCAGUCGUUUAUCAAUGAUGUAUUCAGAGACAUGCUCCAUAGGACAGUUAUAGUCUAUAUUGAUGACAUUUUAAUUUACUCGGACACCCUGAACGAUCAUGUGCAACACGUCCGAGUGGUUCUUCAGAGGCUCCUCGAACACCAACUAUAUGCCAAAAUAGACAAGUGUGAGUUCCACCAGACAUCCACCGCCUUCCUGGGGUAUGUAAUCAGCCCAGAGGGCAUCGCCAUGGAUGAGGGUAAGGCCCGUGCAGUCCUUGAAUGGCCACAGCCUGCCACCCUAAAGGAACUUCAACGCUUCCUUGGCUUCUCCAACUUUUACCGUCGGUUUAUAAGGAACUUCAGCUCAGUGGCUAACCCUCUUACGUCCCUGAUCAAGAAGGGAAUCAACCGUCUCCCUUGGAACGGGUCUGCAACCCAAGCUUUUCAUCACCUCAAACAACGCUUCGCCACAGCACCCAUCCUGUCCUAUUCAGAUCCUCAGAGGCCCUUUGUAGUUGAAGUGGACGCUCCAAUACGGGAAUAG
Molecule: messenger RNA, 561 nt
Organism: Rhinichthys klamathensis goyatoka
Lineage: Eukaryota; Metazoa; Chordata; Actinopteri; Cypriniformes; Leuciscidae
Exons: 1
Coding region: 1-561 (186 amino acids)
Source: RefSeq, a predicted model, not a curated record